Danaus chrysippus (African queen) is the source of this 495-nucleotide messenger RNA. NCBI's taxonomy places the organism in Eukaryota, Metazoa, Arthropoda, Insecta, Lepidoptera, Nymphalidae. The record is from the annotation of a GenBank genome assembly.
AUGAUAGUUAAAUUAUUAAAGUUUCUGUUCGUUUGUGGAUGUGUGAAUAGUUUUCCCGAUGGAGCGCCAGUUGACGCGUGUGUCAAGGAUCGAGCGAACCAACCCAAUCAUGGACAACACCGGUCCCAACCAUUAAACACAUUGCCUUAUAAAGUGAUAGCAUCUUCUGCUCAUUUUGAACCGAACACUAAGAUCACGGUUACAAUAGAAGGCGCGGAACCGUUCAAAGGUUUCUUUAUCCAGGCUCGUUCAGCAGAUGACAAUCACUGGACUGGUUCCUGGGAGGAAUCUCCUAACACUACGCUGAUUCCAGAAUGUUCUGCUAUCACUCACGCAGAUCCGCGGGAAAAAAUUAGAGCGACCCUUAUUUGGACGGCGCCAGCGUCACAUGGCACUGUUUAUUUCACUGGUACAGUUUUGAAAGACUACGGCACAUUCUGGGCGAAUAUAGUAGCGGAGACACCUCACGACACGGGACUACAGAUACUCAUAUAA